CUGGGAAGUGACAUCCUUAUAUGUACGUACUUGACUGCUAGUCGGGCACCCGGUCCCAAGGCCAUACUUCAUGAUUGCAAGGACUCGUCUGCUGGCUAUCAGUCGUGCCAUGUCGACCUCGACACGCUCUUCCACAUGCCCACUAUCACAAUUUUCCGCUUGUGAAAUCUCAGACGCCCUCAUAAAGCUCGGAUCUCCAAACGGAGGACACAUCCCAGACAUUCACAUGCUCUCCCCAACAUCUCAAGUCAAGAUCUGUGCACCAGCAUACACCGUCCAAAUGGUACUCGCAUCAGACAAUUUAGCCCCAAAGCUCUCCUCCCAUUUCGUAGAUACCGCACCCCCAGGGUCUGUAAUCGUCGUCGACGCCCCACCUCAAACAAAGAAUGCAGUUUGGGGUGGUUUGAUGACUGCGGGCGCACAAGCUCGGGGAGCUGUCGGCGUCAUUAUCUCUGGGCGUUGCAGAGACCUUGCUGAACAUCGUGCAGCGGAUUUCCCGGUCUUUGCGCGUGGCCAUUCAACAGUCGGGCAGUCCCCUUUCGUACGCCCGUCUGGUGUAAAUGUCACCCUCACCAUACAUCCCAAAGAUGCUGGCGAUAGCUCAGACGCAUUCGCUUCUGUCACAGUGACACCAGGCGACUGGAUCAUCGCAGAUGAAGAUGGCGUUAUUUGUGUGCCAGUGAACAUGGUAGACAAAGUCGCGGAGCUUGCUAAGAAGGGACAAGAGAUCGAUGCUAAGUGUAUGGCUGACAUUAAAGCUGGAAAGGGCAUCCAGGCAUCUUUCAAGGAGCACAGGGGCAAAUAAAAACAUGAUAUUUGGGGCUCGUUAUCCUCUGCGCAUCAAAAUACUGGAUAUGCAUACAUACGUCACGUAACAGCACUACAUCAAGUAGUCAUACCGGCUUGAAUAUUGUACAAACGUGGUCCUCGACAACCCCAGUUAGAUUUAUUUUUUUGCAAAGUAAGAGAGUGCGCAUAUGUCAUGUCUAGAAUAUUCAU
Molecule: messenger RNA, 999 nt
Organism: Suillus fuscotomentosus
Lineage: Eukaryota; Fungi; Basidiomycota; Agaricomycetes; Boletales; Suillaceae
Product: ribonuclease E inhibitor RraA/Dimethylmenaquinone methyltransferase
Exons: 2
Coding region: 71-805 (244 amino acids)
Source: RefSeq, a predicted model, not a curated record